Homalodisca vitripennis (glassy-winged sharpshooter) is the source of this 3344-nucleotide messenger RNA. RefSeq names its product calnexin-like. Lineage: Eukaryota; Metazoa; Arthropoda; Insecta; Hemiptera; Cicadellidae. The transcript is spliced from 11 exons. Gene Ontology annotation, cellular component: endoplasmic reticulum membrane; endoplasmic reticulum. Gene Ontology annotation, molecular function: calcium ion binding. The record is from RefSeq and is a predicted model, not a curated record. Gene Ontology annotation, biological process: protein folding. The coding region runs from base 1 to 1962 and encodes 653 amino acids.
AUGCCCGAAGAUCCCCGAAGCCCCGUAGAUACCCGACCCCCCCCCCAGGAACCCCGGCCACCGCCCGACCCACCCGACCCGAAGUCGACAUGCGCCCCCCGUCCCCGCCGACCCAGACCUACUCCCAGCCGAAAGGCCGCGCCCCGACGUCCCACCCCUCAGCCGCCGCCCGCCCCGAACCCCCCCCAGCCCCAUGACGACCCCGCCCCCCGAACGAAUGGUAUGAGGUUGGUGAUUUGCCUGUUGGUGCUUACUAGUGUGGUGCUAGCUGAUGAGGGUGAAGCCUCUGUAGAAGUGGAUGAUGCUUCUGUUGAUGACGCUGAAGCUACUGUAGAAACUGUAGAGGAUAUAAGUUAUGUGACGCCUACUUUGCCUUCUGGAUCGUCUGUUUAUAUGGCCGAGCAUUUUGAUGACCCAACAAGUUUUAAAAAGAAAUGGAUUAAAUCUGAGGCAAAAAAAGAAGGAAUUGAUGAAGACAUAGCUAAAUAUGAUGGAUUGUGGGAGGUGGAGGCAGCGGAGAGAGAUCCGCUAAAGGGAGAUUCAGGUCUGGUGCUCAAGUCAAAGGCCAAACAUUCGGCCAUUGCAGCCAAGCUGGACCGGCCUUUUGUGUUUGGAGAGCGGCCACUAGUGGUGCAGUAUGAGGUGCUACAUCAGACCGGGCAAGAGUGUGGCGGAGCAUAUCUCAAGCUGCUGAGUGUGGAUCGGCAGUCUGCUGACCUGCGCCAGUUGCAUGAUAAGACUCCUUAUACCAUCAUGUUCGGUCCUGACAAGUGUGGCAAUGAUUAUAAGCUACAUUUCAUCUUCAGACAUAAGAAUCCUUUGAAUGGAACUUUGUCUGAAAAACAUUGUAAGAAGCCCAAAGAGCGACUGGAUGAGCCGUUCACUGACAAGACACCUCACUUGUAUACUCUGAUCUUGAGGCCAGACAACACCUUCCAGAUAUACCUCGAUCAUAAGGUUGUCAAUGAGGGUAGUCUACUGGAAGACUUUACCCCUCCAGUGAAUCCACAAGCAGAGAUUGACGAUCCAGCAGAUGUGAAGCCUGCAGACUGGGACGAGAGAGAGAAGAUUCCUGAUGCCGACGCACGCAAGCCUGAUGAUUGGGACGAAGAUGCACCACAGUAUAUUCCUGACCCUAGUGCUGUCAAGCCAACCGGAUGGCUUGAUGAUGAGCCUCCAAACAUCCCAGAUCCUUCUGCUGAGAAACCGUCUGAUUGGGAUGAAGAAAUAGAUGGGGAGUGGGAGGCCCCACUGGUAAACAACCCUGCAUGUGAAGAGGCGCCAGGCUGCGGAGAGUGGAAACCUGCUGACAUUGUUAACCCUGCAUUCAAGGGAAAAUGGAGAGCUCCUAUGAUAGACAAUCCCAACUAUCAAGGCAAGUGGGCUCCACGUCGUAUACCCAACCCGGAGUACUUUGAGGACAAGCAUCCUUUCAAGAUGACAUCCAUUUUUGCGGUUGGUUUCGAGUUAUGGUCCAUGUCCAAUCAGAUUUUGUUUGACAAUAUAAUCAUCACAGAUGACCCAUCUGUCGCCACCCUGUGGGCUUCACAAACGUUUGAUCUCAAGAGGAAGAAGAUAGAGAAGGAAGCAGAGAGUUUGGUCACCUCUGUUCUCAACUACACCAAUGAGCAUCCUUGGCUCUGGGCUGUGUACGUAGUGGUCAUUGGCCUCCCUAUAGUACUCAUAGUCUUCUUCUGCUGUAGUGGAUCUUCAUCUCAGGAGAAAGAAGAGCUAGCAAGACGGGCAGAAGCAAAGAAGACUGAUGAACAACUACCUGAUGAUGAGAUUGAAGAAAUUACAGAAGAAGAAAGUAGAGAAAACGAAGAAGUAGAAGAUAAAGAAGUAUCAUCAACACUGGAAAAAGAAGAAUCAGCAGAAGAGGGGGAAGCGACCCAGGAACCUGCAGGUGGCAGUGGUGAUGCUCCAUCUUCUCCCCGGAAACGCUCUUCACGGAAAGACUGAUAGGUUUAACUGCCUGCCACUCAAUAGUCAUGGCCUUACAUUUCCCAUGUAGUUUUUCAUGUUUACUGGUGGGCAAAUGUAUAUUUAACGAGCUUUACAGACAUUUUUACUCGUACUCUUUUUAUUUCAUUCUUGUACAUUUAUUGGUUUUGUAAAAAAAGAUAAACUAAGCAUAAACCUAAUCUUACUUCAAACUGUAUCUGUAAUAUAUAACACUAAAAUUGUUUUUAUCCAAACAAUUUUAAAAUGUGUAUACUGUAUCUUGUUGUAAAAAUCUGUUGUCAAACAAACAUGUUACUUGAAACAUAUGAUUUCAUUACUGGAUUGAAAUUUAGCAGACCAUGAAUCAUUAGUACAUGUAUUUAUAGUGUAUUUAUGAUGUUAAAACUGUACAUUUUGUUGAUAACUAUCAAUUUUCAUUCAUGUGUUUCGAAAAUUAAACAUAUUUUUAGUAUUAUUUGCUUUUAUUGUAUUGUUAUCAAUAUAUUUUUACUCACUUACUGUGGACUUUAAAAAGUGGUUGCAGGAAGCAUAUUUCUGGUUAGUUAUUGACGUUAUCAGUGACCAUAAUGAACUAUAAAUUUGAUUUGAGACUGUUUUAAACAAACAUAGUCUGUUGGUGAGAGUGUUCGUAGUCUUAGUCCUCUGAGGAACACAUUUUUAUACAUUUAAGUUAGUUGAGACCAAUAUAUAUAUUAUAUAUUUAUAGCUUAUGUUAAAGUAAUAUAUUAUUAAAUCUGGCUGUAAGCUGGUUACGUAAAGUUGAUGUGUAGAUUAGGUAUUUCUCAUGUUGUAUUUUUAAUGAAUUAGUAGUAAAUUUUUAGUUCACCUGGAUCAUAUUUUGCUAAAUUCCCGUAGUUGUGUCAUAAUACAUUAUGAAUUUUCUAAAAAUGAGUAUAUUUGGAACAUUUAGUGUAAAAAUCUCAAAUUAUUCAAUUUGUUGAAAUUCUUUUUAUUAUUUGGCUUUAAUAUAAAAGGACCGAACCUCAAAAUUAAAGUCUAGUCAGAUCAUGGGCAGUUGUUUAGGUUAAGUUAGCAAUAUUGUAACCGUGUUUUCAUAUUUCAUCAAUAACUGCACGUGAUUGUACAUAUGUUCCAUUUUAAUUCAUUCAGUAACCAAAGUUUGUGUAGUAUAUUUCAUGUUUGAUGCAGUGAAAUAGCAUACUGUUACAUUGUAUAAUAUAAACUUGCUUUUUUUUUAGAUUGUACAGUUUAAACCAAGAUGAGGUUUUGGUUUUCAUUGUUUUAAUAAAGUUUUGUGUGAGUGUGAAAGUGAGUUCAUUGCAUCAAAUUGUGAAUUACCUGCCUUAUUGCGUUAAGUGAAACUUGUGUUUGAAGUAUUUAUGUUAUUUUCAGUUUGUAAUAAACAUUUAUUAUGAAAA